Suillus plorans is the source of this 303-nucleotide messenger RNA. RefSeq lists its product as uncharacterized. The record is from RefSeq and is a predicted model, not a curated record. The coding region runs from base 1 to 303 and encodes 100 amino acids. NCBI's taxonomy places the organism in Eukaryota, Fungi, Basidiomycota, Agaricomycetes, Boletales, Suillaceae. The transcript has 2 exons.
AUGGGUGUCGCAGGGGAGUGGCAGGGGCCCGUGUCCGAAGAUGCAAACGGAGAGACAACAGGGUCUUCUGAGGGUAACAGGGAACGUGAAGCACCGGUGGACGAUAUCGAGGACGAGCGUGUUUUCAAGCUGAGGAAGAAGGCGGUUGGCAUUGGAUUGGGAGAGUUAUAUGACCCGGGAGUUAUACCUAUCAAGCUGAAAGUGAAGAAAGAGUCGACGGAACCGCAGCCUGCUCCAUCGAAGACUGUUGUUCACAAGGUCUGCCUGGCUGACAGCGAUCUGGACAGCCCGCGUACAGCCUGA